AAACUAGUGUACAGCACAGGCCGGAAGGAAGUGAAAAUCACUAUUUCGACUAAAUGCAAUUGUGUUAAUCAUUAACUAGAUUUACCUGUGCACAUAACUCAUCUAAAGCUUUGGCUGAAACUUAUGUAUGUACAGUAGUUAUACGACCAGUGUUCUGUCCUCAAUAACAUUAUCUCGACGGCAAAUCUACAUUAACAAUGGAAACUCUUGGCUUACUACUGUCGUUAACGUUCUGUUGCCUUGCACUCACUGUCACAGAGGUAAAAAGCGAUUAUUGCUACGGUUAUUACGACUCCGAUGGUAAUUAUACAGAAGGCUUCUACUGUCCCAAAACGGUUAAUUCAAGCUCUGAGGCAGGGUAUAAUUCCAGCUCUAAAACAUACUGCUGUCAGUCAAGUACCGACAAAUACUGUUGUGAUUAUGACGAUUGGUUGUCUGAUGGAGUAUCUGAUGUCGUUAUUUGCGGGACAUCUGUAGACUACAUUGGUAUUGGUAUUGUGGUUGUGGUUGUUGCUGUACUCAUCACUAUUGGAGCCAUUGCUGGUAUAAUUGCAUGUGUGUGUUGUUGUAUCAAAAAGAGAAGUAACAAUAGUACACGUGCCCACGUGAUUCAUACCCAACCUUAUCUACAACCACAAGGCGCACUAUGGACUGCAGAAUCACCUCCAGUUUAUGGGGUACAACCAACGUUCACUGAGCCACCACCACCACCAUAUGAUACAUUAUACGGCAAAUAAGUACCUCCAUAAACACACUGGGACAAAACAAGUACAUAUACCC
Molecule: messenger RNA, 780 nt
Organism: Saccoglossus kowalevskii
Lineage: Eukaryota; Metazoa; Hemichordata; Enteropneusta; Harrimaniidae
Source: RefSeq, a predicted model, not a curated record